Ilyonectria robusta is the source of this 1500-nucleotide messenger RNA. Its product is annotated as Alpha/Beta hydrolase protein. The record is from RefSeq and is a predicted model, not a curated record. The coding region runs from base 1 to 1500 and encodes 499 amino acids. The transcript has a single exon. Lineage: Eukaryota; Fungi; Ascomycota; Sordariomycetes; Hypocreales; Nectriaceae.
AUGCAUCUUGAACUUCUCUUCGCGGCCCUCGUGGGCUCUGCCUCGCUCGCGAGUGGGGGCGCUGUGCUCCCGCAAUGCUCUCCAGCAACCCCAAUCCAAUGGGGUCCUUGUCCAAGCGAUCUUCCCAAAGACGUGCAGUGCGCCCAAUAUAAAGUUCCAAUCGACUACAGCAAGCCGAAUGGUGAAAUGACAACACUCGCCGCUAUACGCAAGAAGUCAGAAAGCCCAAAGCCCAAAGGAAGCGUCUUUCUGAACCCGGGCGGUCCUGGGACUUCCGGUAUACAAGCUGUCCUCUCGAUCCUGCCCGGCUCUCAGCCUUCGAAAAUUCUCGCAGAGUAUGAUCUCCUGGGCGUCGAUCCGCGAGGCGUGGGACAGAGCACUCCCAUCAAGUGCGAUCCAGCAAUCUGGAACAAGCGUGUGCCAACCUUGGUUUAUAACGAGGCUCAGUUUGAUGCUAUGGUUCAGCACUGGAAGGAGGCUGGUGAGAGCUGCAGGCGGUUGACGGGCCCACUGCUGGAUUUUAUGGACACGAAGAACGUAGCACGCGACUUUGAACAACUUCGCCAAGCAGUUGGGGAGAGCAAGUUCAACUUUAUUGGGUUGUCGUAUGGCUCACAGAUUGGGUAUACAUAUGCAGAAAUGUUUCCGAGCAAUGUUGGCCGCAUGGCUCUCGAUGGCAUAGUCGAUCACACGAAGCCACGAGUCUAUGCCGUGGAAGCUGAAGCCAACACGCUGGAAACCACGCUGCAUAGGUUCAUUGACUGGUGCGGGAACAACAAGACUUGCGCACUUCACAACAACACAGAUAUCGCAGGCUUGAUUAAACGACUGGCUGCCGAAGCCGAAGUCAGCCCUAUCCCGGCACCGAAGUGCGAACAAAGUGGCGAUCUCCCGUGUCAGUCCAAUGUUAACCGCGAAGAUUUCCUCGCCGGCAUCCAAGGAGGCCUCAUCCUAAAGACAGGGAUGCCUCCAUAUCAACCUGGUUGGAGCGAACUCGCAGAAUAUCUGCUUGCAGCUGGCAAAGGCGAUGCAUCUGGCUUGUCAGCUCACUACUAUGUAGGGGAGACUGACACGACAGGCGAUUUCGCAUCACUUGCAGUCGGAUGCCAAGACUGGGAGCAUGCCAAGGGCUUUGCCGAUCUACACGCCAUUGAAGACAUGACCAUAGUUUUCGCACCUCUGACCCUUGGCAUCACGCAAAGCUUGAGCUACGUGACAAGAUGCGUUGCCUGGUCCACUCCGUUGAAGAACCCACAGCAGCCAAUUAGACAAAGUAUCGCCGACACACCGGAGAUUCUACUCGUGAACUCAUUCUGGGAUCCUGCCGCAAGUGUCCAAUGGGCAGUCUCAAUCCGAGAGCAGAUUCCCAACUCCAGCCUCAUUUUUCGCCAUGGAAGUGGACAUACGAGCUACGGCCUAAAUGGAGAUACCUCCAAGGCAAUGAAUGCUUUUCUUCUUAAGGGAAAGACUCCGGCCGAUGGAACAACGUUCGAGUCAUGA